This is a messenger RNA of Naegleria gruberi, 960 nucleotides long. RefSeq lists its product as uncharacterized. The coding region runs from base 1 to 960 and encodes 319 amino acids. The transcript is spliced from 2 exons. The record is from RefSeq and is a predicted model, not a curated record. NCBI's taxonomy places the organism in Eukaryota, Heterolobosea, Eutetramitea, Acrasida, Naegleriidae.
AUGAAUGAAUUAUCUGAUGACUCUGAUGAAUUAAUGUCUUCUCCUGUUAUAACCAAGUCAAAGACAACCAAUAAUAAGAAAUCAAAAUCAUCAACAACAACAAGUGAUAAAACUAACAACAAGAGAAAGACAACAUCAACUAAUGGAGUAUCCAAAGCCAAACAGGCAAAAUUAACUUCGGCGAAGGAAUGGAAAAAUGCAUCAUCACGGAAACAAUCAAAAAAGUUGCAACUUGAAGAGGAUGAUGAAAAGGAGAGCAACAUGAUAGCCAAAAUUGACCAAGUGACGGAGAAGGCUAAUGAUAAAAAGCAAAGAGUUACUUUGACUGCUUUCAUUUCAGAUUCCACACCAUUUUGUGCAAUUGACUAUGAUGAAAGUAAGGACAUCACUCAAGUGAAAGAUAAGGAUCUUGUUACAAUUUGCAUGGAAAAUAAUGAAGCUGGAAGAACAGAUGCUUUUGUGGAUAUAAAGAAUGGAUCUGUCAAACUUUUGCAUCACUCUGGUUCAAGACUUGUUGUUGCCACUCAUGACGAAGAGGAGGAUCAGGAAACAAAGAAACUUGAAAUUGAUAUGAAACUAAAGAGAAGUUCAACAAUUACAGAGAAGGACAAAAAGUUUAUGGGAAAAGCUUCCGAGUGGAAAACUAUUCGAUACAGAGAUGAGAAGGCAGAUGAGCUACUCACAGAACCUAUCAGGAUUAAAAGUAGAGUGUAUGGUCACAGAGAUGACGUCUUUACAGUUUAUGAAACUAGAUUAACAUGCUCAAGGAAAGGUUCACACACACCAACUCAACCUGGUAUCAGUGGGCAUUUUGGUGUUCCAUCUGAUUCUAUUGUUGCUAUGGCUAUGGGUGGAUAUGGAGACGAAGAUUAUGGAGAUUUUGGUGGAGAGUAUGAAAAGAAGAAUGCCAGUCAGACUUGUGAGAGGUUAUCAAUUAGAUUCUGCCUAUGCACCUGCUAA